Molecule: messenger RNA, 1821 nt
Organism: Yarrowia lipolytica CLIB122
Lineage: Eukaryota; Fungi; Ascomycota; Dipodascomycetes; Dipodascales
Molecular function (GO): protein binding
Source: RefSeq, a predicted model, not a curated record
AUGGCAAAAGCAAAGCAAGCACCUACGGCAUACUUUCUGUACGACCUGCCUGAGUCUAUUCUCAAGUCUCUCAAGGUGUAUGAUUUCAACGGAGUACUGCGAUCUGAAGAGACGGAAGUUAAGCCAUCGAGCCAGUUUUCUGCUGAAGAAAAGGCCUUCCAUCGAUACAAUCACAAACUGCGUCUUCAGGGCUUGGCAGCUAUUCGAAAACCAGAGUACGAUCAACUGCUUAAAGAUGGACUGACUGACACACAAAAAGACGACGAUUCAGACAGCAACAGCAACAGCAACAGCAACAGCAACAGCAACAGCGAGGAGGAUACAGAAUCGGACAGUGACGAAGAGUUUGGACUGCCUCGAAAAAUGGAACUGGCGUCGAUCUCGGAAGCUGGAGAUGGAGAAACGGCAAAAGACGAACUCAAGGGAAGCCCUGUCAUCUUCCUCAAGAGCCCCGAAGUUGAACCUAAGACACUGACGGUCUACAAGAAUGCACUGGGCCACGUAUCACCCACUGAGUCGGGUAUUCUUGGGGAGAUUCAGCGGGUGAAUACUCUUCCGGAGGCUACUUCUGUGAUCAUCAUGGCUGGAGGAGGACAUUUUGCUGCAGCGAUCUUUCAACACUCGCCGAAAAUCAAAAACACAAUGGUUCCCCUAAUUCUGGAAACCAAAUCAUUUCACAGAUACACCACUCGUCGAAGCCAGGGAGGUUCCCAGAGUGCUUCUGAUGGUUCAAAGGGUAAGGCCAAGUCUGUGGGUUCCUCUCUGCGACGAUAUGGAGAGAGCCAGUUGCAGAUGGAGGUGAAGGAGUUGCUGACUUCUCCCGAGUGGAAGAAGCGUCUGUUACCUGGCCUUCCUACGUCUGCCGCUAACAUUUACAUUCGAGCCAGUGGAAAGGGCAGUCGUGGUCUUGUUCUUGGGUUCGAGGGAUGUCCUAUUCCCAAAAAUGAUUCCCGAGUCAAGAGUAUCCCCUUCAACACCCGUCGAGCAAACUACACCGAGGUUCUGCGGUCCUGGACGGAACUGUCCACUGUCAAGGUUGUGGAUGUGAGCAAAGAGGAAGAGGAGGCAGAAAAGACACGUGAAAAGGAGGCCGAGAAGGCUCGGAAGGAGCAGUCGCGUCUUGCAGCGGCUGAAGCCAAGAAGCAGAAGCAGCAGCAGUCCCAACCUACCACCGUACCACUCACUCCUCUCAUGAAACAGACUUCUGAGAUCACUGAGUUGAUUCGAAAGAGUCGGGCUCCUAAGCUCAUUUCGUACCUCAAACUGCAAAAGCUCAAGUCGCCCUACCAGCUGGAGUUCCCCGAAGGAGAUAAGACAGGCACAUUGUGUCCUACUGCUCUGCAUUACGCCGCUAAAGAGGGUAGCGCUUACAUUGUGAGUGUCUUGUUGAAGCAGCUAGGGGCCGAUCCUACCGUUACCAACUCGUUUGGAAAGACUGCUUGGGAUCUGGUUUCGGAUAGUAAGACCCGGGACACUUUCCAGCUGGCAAGAGGAGCUCUUGGAGAAGACAAGUGGGACUGGAAAGCCAGUCAUGUUGGAGAAGCUCUUACCGAUGAGCAGAUUGAACAGCGAGACAAAAAGGAGGCUGCUGAACACGACCAAAAGGUCAAACAGUCCAUUGCCCAGCAGGAGGAGGAGCAGAAGGAAAAGGAGUCCAGCAAGAGAUACGAAAAGAUUGUCGCCAAGAGUGGACUGGGAAAGAGACUGCCUCAGAUGGCCACCAAGCUGGAGGACACUAGAGGUCUUUCUGAUGAAGCAAAGAUGAGACUCGAGCGAGAGAGACGAGCUCGAGCUGCCGAAGCACGGUUUGCAAAAAAAUAA